AUGAUCGCAGCGCAGAGCGGGAGUCCCACCUUCCUCGGCGCUCGCCAUGCUCGCCGAUGUCCCUGCUCCCGGAGACCGUCCGCUCGCUCGCUGCCUCUUUCAUUGAACCCUGGACGCCGGCGGAUGGCCUCCUCUUUCCCUUCGAAGCGGCCUUCGCUCGGGAAACUGGAGGGGAAUGGCGUCGGCCGGAUAUCUUGCUGCUCCUCUUCGGUUGACCCUCCGGCGAAGGCUCUGCGGAAGAUUCUGGAGUCACCAGGGAUCCACCAGGGGCCCGCUUGCUUCGACGCCCUCAGUGCUAAGCUCGUUGAGCACGCGGGAUUCAAGUUCUGCUUCACGAGCGGUAGGUGUUUGAUAUAUCCCACCGGGGCUUUGCUUCACUUUUUCUUUCCGAUAGGGAAAAAAUAGGCGUUUAUUUUUUCCGUCUCUAUCAGCAUGGGGCGAUGGUUAUUAUUUGGACGUUCUUUCUUGAAUGUGUGCUUACUUGAUCAUGUCUUUUUGUCAUACUGUUAGGUUAAAGUUUGCUCAUCGAACGUACGAUCGAUAAAGCAAGUAAAUUUUAAUUGCAUUUUACGAACAUAAUUUUAAAACAUUUUAUCCCAGAUUAUUCAAUGAAGAUAUUAGAGGCAUGCGGAAUUUUAUGGAUGACCUCUUAUACGCUCUUCACGUGAUAGUGACGGUGAGGUAAGAAGAAACUGUGAGAGGGAAGAAUCACUGUGCAUUCGCCUCUGGACGGCCUUCUAGAAAGUCUCGACAAGAUCUUCCUGUCCAUGCUUCUGGACGAAACCUUGAAAGAAAGGCAGGUCACUGUUAACACUUUAUUCUUAACACAAUGAAAAUAGCAACAUUGUUGCAGAAAUUUUGAGCGGCGAAUUUUUUAAUUGUAUCCAUGGAUUAGUAAUUAAGUCGAUUUCUUCUCAAACACUCAUGUCAUGCCUCAUCGUGUACCUCCAUUGUAUUCACAAUGUUUUUUUGAGAUAUAAAAUGACAAAACUCUUACAGAAUCAUCCAGUGCAAAGGGUAAGAUUUCUAACGGCCGGCUCUUUUUCUCAGGAUUUUCAGUUUCAGCUGCUAGAUUGGGUUUGCCAGAUGUUGGUCUUAUUUCUUACGGUGAAAUGGUUGAUCAAGGGGCACAAAUUACUCAAGCUGUCUCAAUUCCUGUUAUUGGAGAUGGAGAUAAUGGAUAUGGUAAUCAUAUGAAUGUUAAGAGGACUGUUAAGGGCUUUAUCAAAGCUGGUUUUGCAGGAAUCAUUCUUGAAGAUCAGGUUAACUAUCUAUGACAAAAUUAUUUUUUUAUUAUUUUAGAUGAUUCUUAUUUAAAAACAUUGACUGUGGUGAGUCCACUUGUAGAUUUAAAAAAAAAAAAUAGUGUACUAGUUUUCUUAGUUUGGAGAUACUGAUGGUUGCAAUGAAGAACUAGGAUUGAGAGUAUCUUGUCUUCCUCCUGUGCCUCUUCCACAGGUGUUGCCUAAAGCUUGCGGGCAUACUCAGGGGAGGAAAGUAGUCUCAAGGGAGGAGUCAGUGAUGCGCAUAAAGGCAGCAAUUGAUGCUCGGGAAGAAAGUGGUUCUGACAUUGUUAUCGUUGCACGCACUGAUUCUCGUCAAGCUGUAUCCUUGGAAGAAUCACUUUGGAGGUCACGGGCCUUUGCUGAUGCUGGAGCAGAUGUCCUUUUCAUUGAUGCACUUGCUUCUCGAGAAGAGAUGAAAGCCUUGUGUGAUAUUUCUCCUCUUCUUCCUAAGAUGGUAUGCCGCCUUGAUAUUGCUUGUGCAAAGUUUUUACGCCAGCAGCUAACGGGUCCAAAAUUUUCUUGUAGGCAAACAUGCUUGAAGGUGGGGGCAAGACCCCCAUACUGAACCCAAUCGAACUCGAGGAAUUGGGCUUUAAAAUCGUCAGCUAUCCACUCUCCCUGAUUGGGGUUUCCAUCCGAGCAAUGCAGGUGGGAAAUUUAAAAAUCACGAUCUUUAUUUAAUCUGUUCACUAAUGUCAUUUUCGAUGCACACAAAGUAUAACACUACAUUUUUUUGAAUUUUCCAUGCUUUUGAACUAGAGAGUUGGAGAAUGUAUGCAAUCCCUUAGAUGAUUUUAGAGCGUGUAAGAAUACAUCUUGAAUAUAUUUCUUGGGUACACAACCUCAUAUUUGGUCUCUCAUUCAUGCCCAUAUUUCUUAGGAUAUGCCUCAUUGUCCUCAAUCACAGGCAUCAUUUUGCAUCUUGGUCAGAAUCUUUGUUGGGCCUCGCCUCGCUUGACAAAUUAUCGAUAUUUCUAGGAUGCACUCGUGGCAAUUAAAAGCGGUCGGGUCCCUCCUCCCGGAAGCUUGCCGUCUUUCGAAGAAAUCAAAGAUACCAUCGGCUUCAACAAUUACUAUGAAGAAGAGAAGCGUUACACCACCACUGUCUCUCAAUUUUCCACUCGAAGCGGUACGUGCGUGCUCCUCUGUGCCUCACACCCCCUUCCAUACCUCUAACUCCACCUCUAAUCCUCUCUACUUUCUGUACAACCGGCGACAAUUCUGCCAGCGCAGAUAAUUACACAGCCCAACUAACCAGCCGUGAUUACACCGAACCAGCAUACCCUAAAGUCGAAGUGCUCCAGAACAGCGACCCAUAUGAUUCCAGGGGCCUCCUCUCUGGAAUAUGGUCCCGCACCCUGAGGAUCAAGAUUACAGCAAGGGAUGGGUUCGACAAACUUGACAUCAGGAUUCCUGUAAGCCUCUGGCCCCAUGGCAUCUAAGGAACAUGACUGUGGGGGGCGUUCAGCCCACGAGGACCCAUCUGAUGGCGCAUUGAUGUGCUUGCAUGCAGGCGGGCUUCCUUGAAGGAGCGACCAAGAUAAUCCCUGGUAUGGAAACUCCUUCCACCCGAGAUCGGCCUUCUUGUGGAAAUUUCUUGUGAAAAAAAGGCGGCUUCUUUGCCUCAGGCUUGGCAGGUGUGAAUAUCAUGGACAUGCUGGAAGAUGCCGCCAAGGAUGUCGUCGUCGACGGUUCUCAAGUGGGGAAGGUGCUUCUGGACAUCGACGACGCCAGGGGUGACCGGAUUCAAGUGUUUGUGGAGUGA
This is a messenger RNA of Spirodela intermedia, 3051 nucleotides long. The record is from the annotation of a GenBank genome assembly. NCBI's taxonomy places the organism in Eukaryota, Viridiplantae, Streptophyta, Magnoliopsida, Alismatales, Araceae.